Messenger RNA from Trypanosoma rangeli, 2184 nucleotides. RefSeq names its product vesicular-fusion protein NsF. Bases 1 to 2184 code for a protein of 727 amino acids. NCBI's taxonomy places the organism in Eukaryota, Euglenozoa, Kinetoplastea, Trypanosomatida, Trypanosomatidae. Gene Ontology annotation, biological process: SNARE complex disassembly; intra-Golgi vesicle-mediated transport; Golgi to plasma membrane protein transport. The transcript has a single exon. Gene Ontology annotation, molecular function: ATP hydrolysis activity; ATP binding. The record is from RefSeq and is a predicted model, not a curated record. Gene Ontology annotation, cellular component: Golgi stack.
AUGUCUGUGCCUCUCAUCGUGUGCUCCGUCCUCAAAGACGAGGACGCCCGCACCAACUUGCUCUACCUGAACCCACACGACGCCGACAGUUGCGUUGGCAACUCCGGGAUUGUCAUGAUCAACGACUUCCUCUUCACGGUGUCCGCACACGUUGGGAUCAGAGUCGGUCAUAUCGGGAUGAACAGCAUUCAGCGCCGCCUGCUCGGCCUCUCAGUCACGACAGGCAGCACAGUGAUUCUUCGGACGCCCCCGCAGCACAUUCCAGCCAUUGCGAAAAUGCUUCUGCGGGUGGAGCACAUUGUGGUCUCCAAGAAAGGUGGGACGUUGGACUGCAUGGAGUUUAUUACCUACUUUAUUAGGCACUUCUCUGCGCAGUGCUUUCGUGAGUCACAGAUGUUGGCCGUGGUACUGGACUCCGGUCUCCGACUCUUGGCGACGGUGACGCAGCUCGACUGUGAUGGGCUGGGAAGUGUUGGUGUGCUUGACCCCACCACAAAUCUCAUUAUUAGUGUCACGGAGAAGAGCGAAAUCACUCUCACGAACGUGCCAGACAAUCAGUUGGACGCCCAGCAACCACAGUUGAUGCAAAACUUCGACCUUGAGAGCCUUGGUAUCGGUGGGCUGCGAAAAGAAUUUGCUCAGGUGUUUCGCCGUGCCUUUGCGAGUCGCCUCUUUCCUGCAUCUUACAUGAAGAAAUUGGGGGUGAAACACGUCAAGGGGGUCCUGCUGUAUGGUCCACCAGGCACCGGGAAGACACUCAUUGCCCGCAAAAUUGGGGAAAUUCUCAACUGUCACCCGCCAAAGAUUGUCAAUGGCCCAGAGGUGUUUAACAAGUUUGUUGGCGGGACGGAGGAAAAUGUGCGAAAGCUCUUUUUGGAUGCCGAGGCGGAGGAUGCGACAAAGGGGGAGCUCUCCAAGCUACAUCUAAUCAUUUUUGAUGAGUUUGAUGCCAUUUGUAGGCAGCGUGGUGCUGUGCGGGACUCCACAGGUGUCAACGACAACGUGGUGAAUCAACUGCUCUCCAAAAUUGACGGGGUAAACUCGUUGAACAACGUCCUUCUCAUCGGCAUGACGAAUCGAUUGGAUCUCAUUGAUGAAGCUAUCCUGCGCCCGGGCCGAUUUGAGGUGCAUGUAGAGAUCAGCCUCCCAAACGAGGAGGGGCGAGAGGAAAUUUUUCGCAUCCACACCCGCGGAAUGCGUGAGAACGGCGUCAUUAGCAAGGACGUGGCCUUGGCGGAGCUCGCCAGUUUAACCAAAAACUACUCUGGUGCUGAGAUUGAGGGUGUGGUGCGCUCUGCCAUUUCCAACGCAUUCAACAAGCACAUCGACCUCGACAACCCAACCGAGGCGGUGCAGGUGAGUGACGUGUUUGUGUCAAGGCAUGAUUUUCUUCAGGCCAUUGAGGAGGUGCAACCCGCGUUUGGACAGGCAAAGGAGGAGUGUAGCAACCUUAAGGGCGGCGGUAUUAUUUGUUACGGUAAACAAUGGGAAGGAGUGGAGAGCUGCUGCGAACGGUAUGUGGAGCUACUAAAGGGUGAGGGCAAACGCAUCAAUUUGCUCAGCGUGCUUAUUGAGGGGUUGCCAAAUUCCGGUAAAUCAGCUGUGGCGGCGCACCUCGCAGAAAAGGCCGAAUUUCCCUACGUCAAGGUGAUCUCCAGUGAAAGCAUGGUCAGCUAUGGUGAGCUGCAAAAGGUCAAUAUCAUUCGCAAAGCCUUUGAAGAUGCCUAUCGGUCUCCUGCAAGCAUUAUCAUUCUUGACGAUAUUGAGCGUAUUAUUGAGUUCUCUCACCUGGGUGGUCGCUACAGCAACACACUUUUGCAGGCGUUACUCGUGCUUAUCAAGCGGCCACCACCGGAGGGCAGAAAGCUGCUCGUGAUCGGCACAACAUCCCUGUAUGAGAUUCUGGAUAGCCUCGAAAUGGUUUCAUGCUUCUCCGUGAAGAUGACGCUUCCAGGUGUUCCUCCAUCAGCGCUUCAGGUGAUUGCCAACGAUCUUGGGCUUCCAUUUGCGACACAAGCAGAUUUAUACCACUGCGUUGACCACCUCUUCCCGGGGUCUAUGCCGAUAAAACAGUUGUUACUUGUCUUGGAGAUGUCUGUUGAGAAAGGAGCAGACGGGAAUUCUGUCAUUACUUCCAAAACGUUUGAGCAGGCGCUUGAAUCUGUUGGGUUGCGUCGAAGCUGA